Molecule: messenger RNA, 1812 nt
Organism: Trichophyton benhamiae CBS 112371
Lineage: Eukaryota; Fungi; Ascomycota; Eurotiomycetes; Onygenales; Arthrodermataceae
Product: telomere-binding alpha subunit central domain protein
Exons: 4
Coding region: 1-1812 (603 amino acids)
Biological process (GO): regulation of telomere maintenance via telomerase; telomere capping
Cellular component (GO): nuclear telomere cap complex; chromosome, telomeric region
Molecular function (GO): telomerase inhibitor activity; G-rich strand telomeric DNA binding
Source: RefSeq, a predicted model, not a curated record
AUGGAGCGGCUGCCUCAUGGCUUCGAGGAUGUGGCUACGGCGCAGUCAAGGACAUCUGGUGCUGUCAGCAUCAUCGCCGUCGUUGUGGAUGCUCUCAGUCCAGUUAGAACGUCAGGCUCAUCUUAUAUGUCGACCUUCACGGUCAAGGACCGCGACGUUGGCUCUGGGCCGUGGGGAGGCCUCAAGGUAAAGUACUUCCAUGAUAACAAGGAUCAUCUCCCGGACCCUGAUGUAGGCGAUGUCAUUUUGCUGCGGAAUAUCAAGUCAAGUAUUGUCAGAGGCGAGCGUAUGCAUGUGUCUCCGAACCACGACAGCGCCGCCUGGGUUCUGUGGAAACGAGAUAACUCCAACAAGAUGAAGCCUGGGUGCCUCAAGCCAACCAGACAAGAGAGUGAGUAUGCCUCACUGUUGCUGAAAAAUAAUGUCUCUGCUCAAAAUAUCUCCCAGAGCCAGCACGGUGGAGAUGGCAAACAGCAUACCCUGAAUCCGACUCCAAGCCAGAAACAAAAGGGUGCGCUCCCGAGCCGCAAGUUCUGCCUGCUCAAGGAUGCCGAAUUUUCGAAAUUUAUAGACAUUACCGGCGAGGUUGUCAAAACGUUCAGGGAAGCUGAUGAUAGGUUCAUACUUUACGUCACUGAUUAUACCUCCAAUGACCAUCUUUUUAAUUAUAUACAGCCAUCUAACGGCAUGGACGAUGAUGACGGUCCGUAUCAAUACAUUAAAAAGGACAACGACAAGCAAUGGCGUGGCCCCUAUGGGAGAAUGACUAUCCUUAUAACACUCUUCACCCCGCACGCUGAAUACGCUCGAGAAUAUGUCAAGGAGAAGGACUAUGUUACUCUCUAUAACGUCCGCAUCAAGGCGGACAGAACUUCUGGCCGGAUGGAAGGCGCCUUACACACCGAUCAGAAAUACCCUCACAAAAUACAAGUACAUAUUAUCAACGAUACGGAAACUGACCUGCAUUUCAUGCAGUUAGUUAAACGAAAAAUGCAGUAUUGGAAAAAAAUACGUGUAGAACUGCCCAAAGACUUCAGUGAAAAUAAUCAAUCACGAAAAGCGCCUGGCUCUGACCCUGUCAGGGACAGGAAAAGGAAGAGGCAGCAAGAGAAACGGGAGAGACUAAAGGAAGAAAAGAGAAAGAAGAAAAAAGAUCCUGACCAGCCAGAUUUCCCUCGUCUGGUCCAGACGAAAAGGGAUGAGCUAAACCCCCAUAACGCCGAUACCCAUGCAUUCAAGGGCUCUGAUGGUGUAGAGUUCCAGUUACCUUUCCAAAACGUCCGCUACCGCUCUUCUGUCCGCGUGGUUGACUAUUUCCCCCAUAACCUAGAAGAUUUUUCUGUCUUAUAUAAUAGAGACCUCGCCCUCCUCUCUGACGAUACAGACGACGUAUCUGAUGACAGUGACUCUGACGCCAACCGGUGGUGGGAGUGGCGAUUCUGUCUCCUUGUUGAAGACGGCGGUCCAAACAUUCCUCCUCUCCCGCCGGGACAGACACGUGAGCGCAUGCCGCUCUUUGUCUGGGGCUCUGAUGCAGAGUUUCUGCUACAGAUGGACGCCGUUAACCUACGUGAUAACUCGGAUGCACUAGCUAGUCUCCGAGAGAAGCUAUUUGUUCUAUGGGGUGACUUGGAGGAGCGCAAAAGCGCUGAUAUAGAUGCUUUCUAUUCCGGAAAAGCAGAUACCGUCUCUACAAAACCUUUUACCUGCUGCAUUAAAGAGUACGGUGUCAAGACUGGAAACAAAGAGACCGACCCUAUUUCCCUAGGUUGGGAAAGACGUUUCCAGAUGUUCCAAACUGCCAUUUCGUGA